Lotus japonicus is the source of this 3819-nucleotide messenger RNA. RefSeq lists its product as uncharacterized. NCBI's taxonomy places the organism in Eukaryota, Viridiplantae, Streptophyta, Magnoliopsida, Fabales, Fabaceae. Bases 1 to 3819 code for a protein of 1272 amino acids. Gene Ontology annotation, molecular function: RNA-DNA hybrid ribonuclease activity; nucleic acid binding. The record is from RefSeq and is a predicted model, not a curated record. The transcript is spliced from 3 exons.
AUGAAGAUCCUUGCGUGGAACUGUCGUGGGCUUGGGAACCUACAGACAGUACGGGCUCUUAAAAAGCUCAUCCACUCGAAAGAUCCCGAUGUUGUCUUUCAUAUGGAGACAAAGUUGUAUACGUUUGAGGCUCUUCAGCAUAGAGGAGUUGGUGGUCUUUAUAAUAUUUUCCCGGUGCAGUGUGCAGGACGUGGGAAUUCUAGAGCAGGUGGUCUUUGCCUUUGGUGGCGUAGUGAUUUACAGUUAGAGGUAAUAAAUGCAUCUUUACAUCAUAUCUUAUGUUCUAUUUUGCAUCCAGUGGACCAGACUCCCAUGACUUUGAUUGGGGUGUAUGGUUACCCGGAGGUACAGCGUAAAAGAGACACAUGGAACCUUGUCAGCAAUCUCUUGCCAGUUGGCACCACAGCUUGUUUGUGUAUUGGUGACUUCAAUGAUAUCCUCUCCCCGGCUGAUAAACUGGGAGGGGACCCCCCUGAUCUCAGGCAUAUGCAGUGGAUUUCCAGUUGGUGCACGGGCAUAGGUCUCCAUGGGGUGGAUUUUUCAGGGGACCGUUUCACUUGGUCGAAUAACAGAACAGAUCCGGGGACUAUUCGUGAGAGGAUUGAUUUUGCUUUGGUUAAUGAUGCAUGGGAUGAUAUGUGGCCGAGAACCUUAGUAGCACACUUUGAGCGUCACCAAUCCGAUCAUAGCCCUAUUCUUCUAACGUGUGGUGCCCGUAGAGAACGUCGGGAGCUAAAAAGAACCCGGAUGUUCCGAUUUGAGGAGAUGUGGCUCAGGGAAGGAGCUGAGUGUGCGGAAGUGGUUACAGAGACUUGGUGUCGUGGGGAUAAUAAUGUCCUUUCCAGAUUGUCAGAGGUGAGCAGUGCGCUUGACGGUUGGGGUAAAGCAAAAUUUGGGGAUUUACCGAAGAAAAUUUCAGGUCAACGAGCUCUGUUGGAAAACCUACAGCAAAAAACCCAAACAGAGCAGGUUAGAGCGGCCUCUAUAGAAGCAGGGAAGGAGCUUGAUUCUCUGCUUGAGCAGGAGGAAAUUUGGUGGGGACAACAGUCUAGAGCUACUUGGCUCAAGCAUGGGGAUCGGAACUCGCGUUUUUUCCAUCAGAAAGCGUCCCAAAGAAGGAAGAGGAAUAUGAUAGAACUUAUAAAAGAUGACAGAGGCAAAAAAUUUGAGGACGAUAGAGAUAUUUCGAGUGUCCUUAUGGACUAUUUCACUACUCUUUUUGCAACUUCACACCCUUCGGGGGUGGAGGAUGCUACUUCUCUUGUUUCAGGUCGGAUUACACCAUCGCAUCUGGAGACCCUAGCGGAGCCUUUUUCAAAAGAGGAGGUCAAGGAAGCCCUUUUCCAGAUGCACACAACAAAAGCACCAGGAGCGGAUGGACUGCCGGCUCUCUUUUACCAGAAAUUUUGGCAUGUCAUUGGUGAUGAUGUAGCAGAAUUUUGUCUACAAGUUCUGAGUGGAGCUUCAUCUCCAGGUAUGAUAAACCACACGCUAUUGGUCCUUAUUCCUAAGAUUAAAAAGGCUGAGCAUGCGACACAUUUUAGACCAAUCAGUUUGUGUAAUGUCAUUUUCAAGAUUAUUACUAAGACAAUAGCAAAUAGGCUUAAAUUGAUUUUGCCUGAUUUAAUUUGUGAGAGCCAAAGUGCUUUUGUUCCUGGACGUUUGAUAACUGAUAAUGCUUUGAUUGCGUAUGAAUGUUUUCACUAUAUGAAGAAGAGAAUAAAUGGCCGGAAUGGCACUAUGGCACUUAAAUUGGACAUGUCCAAAGCUUAUGACCGAAUUGAAUGGUCCUUUCUUGAAUCUGUGUUACAAAAGAUGGGUUUCCCUGCUCUUUGGGUAAGUCUAAUUAUGAGUUGUGUGACAUCGGUGUCCUUUUCAAUUUUACUGAACGAUGAUAGUGUGCUAUUCGCAAGAGCGACAGUGGAAGAGGCCCAGUGUUUGAAGAACAUCCUAGCAACCUUUGAGCGAGCUUCAGGUCAACGAAUCAAUUUUGACAAGUCUAUGCUUUCGGUGAGCCGAAAUGUGCCCGAUAUUCGUUUCAAUGAACUUAAGCAGCUAUUGCAAGUAAAGGCGGUUGAAAGCUAUGACAGAUACUUGGGUUUACCGACUAUCAUUGGUAAGUCUAAAACUCAAGUUUUCAAUUUUGUCAAAGAUCGAGUCUGGAAAAAGCUUAAAGGGUGGAAAGAAAAAUUCCUGUCGAGGGCAGGCAGGGAGGGAGGUGACCCAAACAAACGUGGUCUUCAUUGGACAAAAUGGGAAAAUCUUUGUAAGAGGAAGGAAGAUGGUGGCCUUGGCUUUCGUGACUUCAAGUCUUUCAAUAUGGCCCUAGUGGGAAAGAAUUGGUGGCGCAUUUUCACUCGUCCUGAGUGUUUGCUAUCACGAGUUUUUAAAGCGGUUUAUUUUCACAAUUGCACCAUGCGUGAGGCCAAGAAAGGGUAUCGUCCAAGCUAUGCAUGGACUAGUAUCCUGAAAACGAGUUGGAUUUUUGAGAGAGGGGGCUCUUGGAGAAUUGGUGAUGGAACUCAGGUUGAUAUUUGUAGGGAUAAAUGGGUGCCGGGAGAUGCACCUCUCAUUUACCGACAAGAUUUAGUUGAAGAAUUUAAUCUCACCAAGGUUGCAAUGCUCAUUGACCAGGAUUUGCACUGUUGGAAGAGAGAUUUGAUUGAGCUGGUUUUUAGCCCAAGCACUGCGGCAAACAUUUUUUCCAUUCCUUUGGGAGUGCAUGGGGGUGUUGACUUGUUUCAUUGGCCAGGUACAAGUGAUGGACAAUAUACAUCAAAAGAGGGAUAUGACUUCAUGCGGUUGUUGUUACACCGUGAUGCUGCGUCCUCUUCCUCUACGGCUAAGCUUGAUCCAAGGAGCUGGAAGUUCUUUUGGGCAUCUCGAGCUUUGCCUCGUUGCAAAGAAACCUGUUGGAGGGCAAUUUGUGGUUUGUUGCCGCUGAAGGAGAGCUUGUUCCGGCGCCACAUUGAUGUUGAUCCAGGUUGCGGUUUCUGUGCUUCGGAGAGGGAGAAUGAAGACCAUCUUUUCCUCCAGUGCCCAGCUGCCAAACACAUCUGGUUUGCGUCUCAAUUAGCCAUCAGAGUGGAUUCUUUUACCUCGUUUCAGGCGUUCUGGACAGCAGUGAUAGCGAUGGAUGAUGAUGAGGUCCUGGCUAUGGCUCAGACGGUGGUAUAUGCGAUUUGGGAGGCAAGGAACAAGGUCUGUUUUCAGCAGGGAGAGCUGGUGGUGGCUACGGUUCUCCGUCGUGUGGCUAGUAUGUUGGAGGCAGCUCAGGUCCGUGACCUUGCUCGUGCACCCUCGGUUUCUUUGCCAGCAAAAUGGAGCAAGCCGGCGAUGGAUAUCAUCAAAUGCAACUUUGAUGCUUCUCUUCGUGCUGAUGGAACGGGUGGCAUGGGGAUGGUGGCCCGCGAUUGCCAAGGUGAGGCCAUGGCGGCAGCAUGUUCUUUUCCUAUCUUAUGUACUUCCCCACUUGUGGCGGAGGCCAUGAGUAUGAGAUGGGCACUACAGCUGGCUAUUGAUCUAGGAUUUCGCCGGAUAUGCUUGGAAACAGAUUGUCUCCAAUUAUUCACUAGUUGGAAAUCAAAGGAAGCUGGGAGGUCUUAUCUGAGUUCGAUUCUGCAGGAUUGCCAUGUUUUAAUUAAUGCUUUUGAUUUUGUUUCGCUUUCUUUUGUUAGACGCACAGGCAAUACUGUUGCGGAUUUUUUGGCUAGAAACUCUGAGACCUAUGCUAAUUUAGUAUGGGUGGAGGAGGUUCCGGUAGCCGUUUCCCAUUUGGUUAUUUCUGAUGUAAUGACUCAAUUGCCGGUUGGCCCUUAA